GACUAAACCUAAUAAAUUCAUUAUGUUACGAGAAUUGCAGUUUCCAACCCGAUGGCGUAAUACAUCCCCAAUACAUCCCCAUAAUGAUUGUCCGACCCAAGAGACUUCCUUCGUCUUUCUAUAUAACAUUCGCAAUACCCUUAAGGCAACCAUCUUCGCAACGAAUUAGAUUCAUUUCCCAUCAUAAGUCAUUUACUAGGUGUGUUAAUCACCAGUGUUUUAGAAGCAUGUCUCAAAAUACCAAAAUCGAGUAUCAGAAGGAUGGUCAUUUCACCAGACCAGCCAGUACAUUCCGGAACUUCGUCUCCGCAGAUCCCAAAACUCAGUUUCCUGCUGAGAAAGGACGCUACGCACUAUACAUUUCCCCGGGUUGUCCAUGGGCGCACCGUACUAUAAUCGUGCGUGCCCUUAAGCGUCUCGAGGAUGUCAUUGACUUGUACAUUUUAAGCCCAUCCAUGGGCGAGAAGGGCUGGUUUUUCGACGGCGCGCAUGGUACUCUGCCUAAAGACCCCCUGUACGGCUUCACCUAUUUACGGGAGCUGUACUUCAAAGCGAACCCCGACUUCGACGGUAGGUUUACCGUGCCUGUGCUAUGGGAUAAGAAGGCCGGCACCAUCGUCAACAAUGAAUCCAGCGAGAUCAUCCGCAUGUUAUACUGCGAGUUCGACGCCUUCAUCCCGGAGCAAUUUAGGGAGGUGAAUAAGCCUGGUGGCGGUUUAUAUCCGGAACACCUUCGCAAGGACAUCGACGAGCUGAAUGAAUGGGUCUAUGACACGGUAAACAAUGGCGUGUACAAGUGCGGGUUCGCCACCAAGCAAGAAUCCUACGACCAAAAUGUUUAUCCCCUAUUCAAGUCGCUCGAUCGGCUUGAAUCCCUCCUAGCGACUCAAGGGAAGCCUUUCUUAUUCGGCGACCAAAUAACCGAGGCUGACAUUCGCCUCUAUACGACUAUCGCACGCUUUGACGUCGCGUACUACCCAGUGUUCCUCUGUAACCUUAAGAGCAUCCGCCACGACUACCCUCACCUACAUCUGUGGUUCCGCCGUCUAUAUUGGGACGAGAGCGCGAUCACAGGCGGUGCUUUCCAUAAGACCACCGAACCGUGGAUCGGUUUGUACUCUACGGGUUACUCGACCGCGAGGAAUAGGGUUACAAACAGCCAAGCUGCCGUCAUUGUGCCCAGAGGGCCGGCCGUGCUUGUUGAGCCCCUGGCGGAGAGCGAGAAGUUGAAACUUUGAUGAGAUUUCUAUGUAGUUUUGAUCAAAUUGGACGAUCAUAACGACGUAACGAGGUUGCAAAACCACAUGAAAGAGCUUAACUGUCAUAUUCGAGAUAUUUGGAUUUAAUGGCAAUCACAGAUGUCUAGAGUGCGUUUUAUAGGUACUUAGGUUACUGAGGCCUGUCUAAAGAUGUAGUGCAAGAUGAUACUAAAUGAGUAUAAAUCUAGUGGUGCUUUAAUCGAAUCUGCGAUAUGUGAGACCGCCUACUCACCACAAUUAGCCAUGAAUUAUCUCAAUCUGUGGUGGAGUUGUACACAUGGAAUGAAACCUCUUUACCCCUCUUAUAUUUUCCCAUUUUUUUUACUUUUCUUCAGUGAGUGACUAUGUAUCUUCUAAGCUGCAAGUUACAAGCUCCCGAAUGAGAUUACGUUAUUCAAGCGAGCUCUUCAGCUCAGGAGUAUGAGAGCUAGUUCACUUAACCCAUAAACUUACCCCUGAACCCAUUCCUCAACCACGAGUUUCUUCUUACUACUUAUGUUUUUUCUUAAUUUCAACUAAUCUGGAGGCAAGCACUCUUUUUCGAGACGAGUAAAUGUAGC
Annulohypoxylon truncatum is the source of this 1819-nucleotide messenger RNA. RefSeq names its product glutathione S-transferase. Lineage: Eukaryota; Fungi; Ascomycota; Sordariomycetes; Xylariales; Hypoxylaceae. Gene Ontology annotation, cellular component: cytoplasm. Gene Ontology annotation, molecular function: glutathione transferase activity. The transcript has 3 exons. The coding region runs from base 84 to 1238 and encodes 384 amino acids. The record is from RefSeq and is a predicted model, not a curated record.